AUGCCUAUUUCUGAGCUUUACGAUCUCGACAAGGGUUACGUUGUCGACGACACUUUAGUUGUUGUGGCUGAUGUUUCUGUGAAUCAUGUCGGGGAUAAUUACUUGGCUUGUGAUUCAAAGAAAGAGACCAGUUUUGUAGGGUUGGAGAAUCAGGGCGCAACUUGUUACAUGAACUCUCUUCUCCAAACGUUGUACCAUAUUCCUUACUUUAGAAAAUCCGUUUAUCACAUGCCAACCACGGAGAAUGAUGAGCCUUCAAAAAGUAUUCCUCUUGCUCUUCAGAGUUUGUUUUAUAAGCUUCAGUGUACUAUCACAAGUGUUGGGACCAAAGAGUUGACCAAGUCUUUCGGGUGGGACAGAUCUGACUCUUUCACGCAGCAGGAUGUUCAGGAACUGAAUCGGGUUUUGUGUGAAAAGCUUGAGGAUAAGAUGAAGGGAACUGUGGUUGAAGGGACGAUGCGGAAGUUGUUUGAAGGGAACCUGAUGAACUAUAUCGAAUGCAUCGACGUCGAGUUUAAAUCGACGAGAAAGGAGACGUUCUAUGAUCUUCAGCUUGAUGUCAAAGGCUGCGACGACGUGUACGCGUCGUUCGAUAAGUAUGUGGAAGUUGAACGUCUUGAUGGUGAGAAUAAGUACCAAGCUGAAGGACAUGGCUUGCAAGAUGCUAAGAAAGGUGUUCUUUUCACCGACUUCCCUCCUGUGCUUCAGCUUCAUCUCAAGCGGUUUGAGUAUGACGUUUCGAGUGAUUCAAUGGUUAAGAUAAAUGAUCGGUAUGAGUUCCCUCUCCAACUCGAUCUUGAUAGGGAGGACGGCAAGUAUUUGUCUCCUGAUUCGGAUAGAAGUGUCCGAAACCUAUACACACUUCAUAGUGUUCUGGUCCACAGCGGCGGCUUACGAGGUGGACACUACUACGCUUUCAUCAGGCCAAAUCUAGAUGAUCAAUGGUAUAAAUUCAAUGAUGAAAGAGUUACCAAAGAGGAUGAGAAACAGGCGUUGGAAGAACAGUACGGCGGUGAGGGAGAAUAUCUAGGGUUCAAUAUAAAUCCCGUCAAAUUCACGAAAUCUUCAAGCGCAUAUAUGCUUGUGUAUAUUCGGGAAAGCGACAAGGAUAAAAUUAUUUGCGAUGUCGAUGAGAAGGACAUUGCGGAACACCUCAGGGUAAGAUUGAAGAAGGAGCAAGAAGAGAAGGAGACAUGGAGAAGAGAUAUAGCCGAGGCACACCUAUAUACCAAAGUCAGGAUCGCCCAUGAUGAGGAUCUGAGACGGCAGAUUGGGAAGGACGUGUAUUUUGGCCUAGUUGACCUAGACAAAACUCGGAGUUUCCGGGUACAUAAACGGAUGCCUUUUAGUGCUUUCAAGGAGGAGAUUGCCAGGGAAUUCGGUGUACCGGUUGAAUGCCAGUGUUUUUGGUUGUGGGCAAGGAGAUACACUAACCGUCCCCGUCGUCCGUUAACACCUCAAGAGGAAGCACAAAAGGUUGGUAAGCUGACGAAUCAUUUAACCAUGACUUAUGAUGCUGAACUUGAACUGUUCUUGGAAGUGGAGUAUGAUGUGGAUUCACGUCCUGUGCCACCGCCGAAAAAAGCACAAGAAAAUACACUUAUUUUCUUUAAGCUAUAUGAUCCUGAAAAACAGGAGAUUCGAUACGUGGGGAGGUGUUAUGUGAAGAAAUCUGGGAAGAUAGCUAAACUCCUGAGUAAAGCAAAAGAGUUGGCUGGAUGUUCUGAUGAUGAAGAGAUUGCAAUUUUUGAGGAAUCCAGAAUGGAGUCGAAAGUAAUGUGUAAACGGCUUGAUACAUCGUCUUUGUCCCGAUCAAGCUGGAUUGAAGAAGGAGUUAUCAUCUGCUUUCAAAAGGUUGUUUUAUCGGAACAGAAAGAACAACUUCCUUAUCCCGAUGUUCCUUCAUAUUUCGAAUAUGUCCAAAACCGAUUGGUUGUACAUUUUCGAAACCUCGAAAAGCCGGACGAGGAUGAUUUUUGUCUGGAGUUGGUAAAGAACAACACUUAUGAUGAUGUGGUAAAGAGAGUAGCAGAGAAGAUUGGUUUGGACGAUCCAUUGAAAAUCCGACUUACUUCCCACAAUUGCAUCACUCAAAAACCUGAUUACGAUUUCAUCAAGUAUCGACCUCUCGAACGCUUGGGAAAUAUGCUUUCCAGCCACUUCCAGGUUUCCAAUAUUCUUUACUACGAGGUUCUAGAGAUUCCUCUACCGGAAUUACAGUCUCUGAAAACACUGGAAAUCGCAUUUCACCCCACCAUGAAAGAUAAGGAGGUUACUAUCCUCAAAGUUAAGGUACCAAAAACGAGUACUGUUGAAGAUGUACUCAAAGAAGUAAAAACAAAGGUGGGCGAGAAGGAGUUGUUGACUCAAUCAGAUGCAGAACUAAGAUUGUUUCUGGUUUACGAGCAUAAGAUACUUAAGAUCUUUACCCUCGCCGACAAGAUUGAAAACGUUUAUGGUCAACUCCGGGCUGAGGAGAUUUUGGAAGAAGAAAAGAACCUUGGUCCUAAUGAUCGAUUAAUUCAGGUAUACCAUUUUACAAUGAAAUCAACUUAUUUUAUUACACACUUUGGAGAACCAUUUUUUCUGGCUGUUCAUGAGGGUGAGACUUUGGAAGAAGUUAAGAUGCGGAUUCGGAAGAGGUUGCAGGUUCCAGAUGAGAAAUUCUCAAAGUGGAAGUUUGCUACUAAUGUAUCAUUGUUCCGUCCGGCAUAUCUUGAAGACACGGACGUUGUAUUGGAUCAGUUUCAUCAUAGGAGAAAUGUUUAUGGCACUUUUCAGCAAUUCCUUGGUUUGGAGCAUUGUGAUUCAACUCCUCCUAAAACUGCCGCCGGUUCAUGCGUAACACCUCCGAACCCCCACACUUCCGAGAAGACGGUGAUGGAGGUUGAGAUGCCGGCGUCCCAACCGGAAUCCGAGGAUGAUACAGAACAUUGGUUUUAUUGGCCCAUUAAGAACUUUUCUCAAAGAUUGAAGACGAAGAAGCUCUUUUCCAAGGAAUUUGAAGUCGGUGGCAACAAAUGGCGGGUCACGACUAUCCCCAAGUGUAACAACGUCAACACCAAUGAGGACUACUUGUCCAUUUUUCUAUGUGUCGCUGAUUCCGUUAACCUGCCUCUUGAUUGGAGUUACCCGGCCCUGUAUAGCUUGGCCAUCGUCGAUCAAAUCGACGACGACCGCACCGUCAUGCAGUGCGAGUCGAAAAGGUUCAGUCGACUGUACUCAGAAGGCGGGUUCAGGUAUUUUAUGACUCUUAGAGAACUUCGAAAUCCCAAUAAAGGGUUCCUUGUCAAUGACACUCUUCUUGUGAAAUUCAAAGUCGAAGCUGAUUCUGAUGAGGAUGAAGAAGUUAAAGAUUGCUGGACAUAUGAUUCAAAGAAAGAGACCGGAUUUGUAGGGUUAGAGAAUCAGGGAGCAACUUGUUACAUGAACUCUCUUCUUCAAACCUUGUACCACAUUCCUUACUUCAGGAAAUCCGUUUAUCACAUGCCAACCACGGAAAACGAUGUGCCUUCCAAAAGUAUUCCUCUUGCACUUCAGAGUUUGUUUUAUAAGCUUCAGUGUACUAAUACAAGUGUUGGGACCAAAGACUUGACUAAAUCGUUUGGUUGGGACACAUCUGAGUCGUUUAUGCAGCAGGAUGUCCAGGAACUGAAUCGGGUUUUAUGCGAAAAGCUCGAGGAUAAGAUGAAGGGAACUGUUGUUGAAGGGACAAUCCAAGAGUUGUUUGAAGGGCACCAGAUGAAUUACUUCGAAUGCGUCGACAUAAACUUCAAGUCUACCAGAAAGGAGUCUUUCUAUGAUCUUCAACUUGAUGUCAAAGGCUGCGACGACGUGUACGCGUCCUUUGAUAAGUAUGUGGAAGUUGAACAACUUGAUGGUGAGAAUAAGUACCACGCUGAGGGACAUGGUUUGCAAGAUGCUAAGAAAGGUGUUCUUCUCACCGACUUCCCUCCUGUUCUUCAGCUUCAUCUCAAGCGGUUUGAGUAUGACGUUUUGACUAAUUCAAUGGUUAAGAUCAAUGAUCGGUAUGAGUUCCCUGUCCAACUCGACCUUGAUAGGGAGGAUGGCAAGUAUUUGUCACCUGAUUCGGAUAAAAGUGUCCGAAAUCUCUACACACUUCACAGUGUUCUGGUCCAUAGGGGCGGCGUACGAGGUGGACAUUAUUAUGCUUUCAUCAGGCCGGCUCUGGGUGGCCAAUGGUAUAAAUUCAAUGAUCAAAAAGUUACCAAAGAGGAUGAGAAACAGGCGCUGGAGGAGCAGUAUGGCGGCAAGGAUACUUUUUCGAAUGCAUACAUGCUUGUGUACAUUCGCGAAAGCGACAAGGAUAAAAUUGUUUGCGAUGUUGAUGAGAAUGACAUUGCUGAACACCUGAGGAUAAGGUUGAAGAAGGAAGAAGAAGAGAAGGAGGAAAAGUUAAGUUAUGAAUCUAAGGCUCGCCUUUUUACCAACAUCAUGGUCGCCAGUGAUCAGGAUCUGAGAGAACAGAUUGGGAAGGAUAUACAGUUUGACCUGGUUAAUUUUGAUAAAGUUAGAAGCUUUCUGAUACCAAAAGAAUUGCCUUUUCGUUUUUUCAAAGAAGAGGUAGCCCGAGAAUUGGGUAUCCCUGUUGAAUACCAGCGGUUUUGGAUUUGGGGGGAGAGAGAGAACGAGACUUACCGUCCUGAUCAGCCAUUAACACCUCUAGAGGAAGAGUGGUCGGUCGGUUGGCUGAGCAAAGAAGUUUCAAUCACUAAUCAAAGCAUUGAACUUGAUUUGUUUCUGGAAGUUGAGUACAACCACGAUUUAAUUCCUCUGCCUCCACCGGAAAGGACUUCCGAAGAUAUCCUGAUUUUCCUUAAGUUCUAUGAUCCUGAGAAGAAAGAGCUUCGAUAUGUGGGCAGGUUAUUUGUCAAGAGUUAUGAAUGCCCUGAUGAAAUCAUGGAAAAGCUAAAUGAGUUGGCUGGAUCUUCUAUAGAGGAAGAUAUCGAAAUCUUUGAGGAACGUCAAUUUAAACCAGAGGUAGUAUUUAAACGGCUCGAUAUAUGUGGUUCGUUCAAAUCCAAUGGGAUUGGAGAUGGGGAUAUCCUCUGCUUUCAAAAGCUCCUUUCACCAGAACUUAAAAGACAACUUCCAUAUCCCGAUGUUGUUUCCUAUUUCAAAUACCUCAAGAAUCGACAGGUUGUACGUUUUCGAAGCCUGGAAUAUCCGAAGGAGGAUGAAUUCUGCCUGGAGCUGGCAAAGAAUCACGGUUAUGAUGAUGUGGUGAACAGAGUAGCAGAGGAGCUCGGUCUGGAUGAUCCAUCCAAAAUUCAGCUCACAUCCCACAAUUCCUACACUCAGAAACCGAAGCCUGAAUUCAUUCCACACGGAUCCGCUGAACACUUGUCGGAGAUGCUUGUCCAUUACGGUCUGGGUUCAGAUAUUCUGUACUAUAAGGUACUAAACAUUCCUCUGCCGGAGUUGCAAUCGUUGAAAACGCUGGAAAUCGCAUUUUGCUCCGCCACGAAAAGAGAUGAUCAGAUGGGUGGUGAACUUCAAAUUCUCAAUGUUGAGUUACCAAAGAAGAGUAUUGUAGAAGAUGUACUGGAAAAGAUAAAAACAGAGGUUGAAUUGUCUCAACCAAAUGCAGAGCUUAGAUUGGUUGAGAUUGUAUUCAACAAGAUAACCAAGAUCUUUCCUCUGGAACAGAGUAUUGAAAAUAUGAGUGAUUAUUGGUGGAUCAAACGUCGCGCCGAGGAGAUUCCGGAGGAAGAAAAGAACAUUGGCCCUGGUGCCCACCUGAUUCGUGUAGUCUAUUUCACUGUGAAAAAAGCAGCAUUUGGACAACGUGAAUUCUUCGGAGAACCCUUUUUCCUGGUCGUUCAUGAGAGGGAAAAAUUAGGUGAAGUGAAGUUGCGGAUUCAGAAGAGGUUGCAGGUUCCGGAUGAGGAGUUUUCAAAGUGGAAAUUCGCUGAAAUAUCACAUGGAUCGCAGAAUUAUAUUGAAGACAGGGAGAUUGUAGUUAAUAGGUUUAAGAGGAAAGGUGAUUUUAGUGAAUUCGGGCAGCAGUACCUUGGGUUGGAGCAUCCUGAUAAUACUCCUAAAAGAGCCUGCCUUAGGAAUCGCCCUAGGGAAGUCGGUUUAAUCGAUAGGAAGCGUUGGCGUGGUUUUGGCCCUCGUCAAGUUGCACGCCACCCGUGCACGAAACUUUGCCAAGACAUCACAUCCAAUGAAACAAAAGUUUGCACUUUUGCUGAAGUGUCCUGGCACAUCACUCCAAGGACUGCUGGCUCAUCAUCCGCGGCAAGGUAA
Molecule: messenger RNA, 6273 nt
Organism: Oldenlandia corymbosa var. corymbosa
Lineage: Eukaryota; Viridiplantae; Streptophyta; Magnoliopsida; Gentianales; Rubiaceae
Source: the annotation of a GenBank genome assembly